This is a messenger RNA of Vitis riparia (riverbank grape), 2024 nucleotides long. Its product is annotated as acetolactate synthase 2, chloroplastic-like. Bases 1 to 1959 code for a protein of 652 amino acids. The transcript has a single exon. The record is from RefSeq and is a predicted model, not a curated record. Gene Ontology annotation, molecular function: magnesium ion binding; thiamine pyrophosphate binding; acetolactate synthase activity. Gene Ontology annotation, biological process: L-valine biosynthetic process. Gene Ontology annotation, cellular component: acetolactate synthase complex. NCBI's taxonomy places the organism in Eukaryota, Viridiplantae, Streptophyta, Magnoliopsida, Vitales, Vitaceae.
AUGGCGAAUGUUGCAGCUACAAACAUCACCUUUUUCAAACCCUUUUUGCAGCAUUACUCCAAUUUUCCUACCUCAUUUUUCAACAUCACCAUCCCCAUUCCCAAACAUUACCAUAAACCUACCAGCACAAAGUGUCUCUCCCGCUGCCACCUCAGUGUCACUCCCGAACCCUCCCGGGGCGCCCCAGAAACCUUGGUUUCCCGGUUCGCCGCUGACCAGCCGAGGAAGGGCAGUGACAUCCUUGUGGAAGCCCUGGAACGUGAAGGGGUGACUCAUGUCUUCGGUUACCCGGGGGGAGCCUCCAUGGAGAUUCACGAAGCCCUCGCUCGCUCCUCCAUGAUCAGAAACGUGCUGCCCAGACAUGAGCAAGGGGGCAUCUUUGCGGCAGACGGCUAUGCUCGCGCUUCUGGACGCCCUGGUGUCUGCCUCACCUCCUCUGGUCCAGGCGCCACUAAUAUUAUCAGCGGCAUUGCGGAUGCAAACUUCGAUAGCAUACCCAUCGUGGCCAUUACUGGGCAAGUCCCACGAGGCUUGAUGGGAACCGAUGCCUUCCAAGAAGUCCCACUUAUUGAUAUAACUCGACCGAUCACAAAGUUCAAUUAUUUAGUUCUUGAUGUUGAAGACAUUCCUCGCACAGUUAAAGAAGCCUUUCUCCUUGCAACUUCAGGUCGACCUGGUCCGGUAUUGAUCGAUAUACCAAGAGAUAUACAGAAAGAGCUCGUGGUUCCGAAUUGGAAUAAGCCAAUUAUGCUGCUUGGGAAUGCAUCCAGAUUGCCUAAAUUGCCGGAAAAGGCCCACCUGGAAGAAAUUGUUCGAUUAAUUUCAGUGUCAAAGAGGCCAGUUGUGUAUGCUGGUGGAGGGUGUAUGAACUGCAGUGAAGAGUUAAGGCGGUUUGUGGGGCUCACUGGUAUACCUGUGGCAAGUACUUUAAUGGGUCUAGGGAUUUUCCCAUGCACGGAUGACCUAUCUCUUCACAUGCUCGGAAUGCAUGGGACUAUACAAGCAAACUACGCUGUGGACAGGUCUGAUUUGUUGCUAGCAUUUGGUGUCCGAUUUGACGAUCGGGUAACAGGUAAAGUUGAAGCUUUCGCUAGAAAUGCUACAAUUGUUCAUAUUGAUAUUGAUCCAGCAGAAAUCGGAAAGAACAAAAAACCCCAUCUUUCAAUUUGCACUGAUGUAAAGCUGGCAUUGGAAGGCAUCAACACGAUCUUGGAGAAGAAUGAAGCAAAGCAACCCACUGCAGAAAACAAAAGAGGAAAAGGGACAAAGUUUAAUGACAAUGUAUCGGCUUGGAUAGAGGAAAUUGAUGAGCAGAAAGAGAAAUACCCAGCAAGUUAUAGAACAUUUGGAGAGGCUAUUCCUCCACAGUAUGCUAUUCAACUUUUGGAUGAAUUAACUAAUGGAAAUGCUAUUAUUUGUACCGGAGUCGGGCAGCAUCAGAUGUGGGCUGCCCAGUAUUGCAAGCAUAAGAAUCCCCGCCACUGGCUCUCUUCAAGUGGAUUAGGAGCAAUGGGGUUCGGAUUGCCUGCUGCUAUGGGUGCUGCACUUGCUAAACCCGACGCAAUUGUUGUCGACAUUGAUGGUGACGGAAGCUUUAUGAUGAAUAUCCAGGAAUUGGCUACAAUACGAGUGGAAAAUCUGCCAGUGAAGAUUAUGCUAUUGAAUAAUCAGCACCUUGGCAUGGUUUAUCAAUAUGAGUAUGAAUAUGGGGACGGUGAUUCGUUGCACUCAUACAUGGGGAAUCCAUCGAACCAGGCCCAAGUAUUUCCUGACAUGUUGAUGUUUGCGGAAGCUUGCAACAUAACUGCAGCCCGUGUGACAAAGAAAGCAGAGCUGAGAGAGGCAAUAGAGAAGAUGUUGAAGACUCCUGGUCCAUAUCUGCUAGAUGUGAUGGUACCCCAUCAAGCACAAGUGCUGCAGUUGAUUCCGGAUGGUGGCACUUUCAAAGGUGCUCAGUAAAUGUAAAACAAAUGCAAUUUUAUCAUGAACUGUCAAGUACUAAUAUAAUGGAAAAUAAAAAAUAA